AUGAACAUCUCUGCUGGCCUUCUCCCAGCAGCUCCCAACAUCUUACCUGUACUUGACCAUUUCCACACUCCCAGACAAUACUCCCCCAACCACAUCUUGACAAUGGCAACUCAGCAAGUCUUCAGACUUCCGCAGCGCACGUCCACCCACGACCUUGUCGUCGGAACCGAGCCCGUCCCGGAGCCCUCGUCCAACGAAGUCUUAGUCCGCAUCCGCAGCGUCGCUCUCAAUUACCGCGAUUUUGCCGUGGCGAAUGGAAAGUACCCGUUUCCCGUCAAGGACAAUGUGGUACCUGGAUCCGAUCUCGCUGGCGACGUCGUCAAAGUGGGAAGCCAUGUCGACGACUUUGUUCAAGGCGACAGAGUCGUCUCGACCUUUGAUCUCAGCACCCCUUACGGCCCCAUGAAGGACUGGAAUCACAGCCUUGGAGGCUGUCUUGACGGGGCUCUCCAGCAGUAUAUUGCUCUCCCGAGCUCUACCUUGGUCAAGGUGCCGGAGGAAGCCAAGCUCAGUUACUCUCAACUGUCUGCGCUUGUCUGCACCGGAACCACUGCUUGGAACUCUCUUUACGGCAAUACUGCUCUCAAGCCUGGCCAGACUGUGCUGUUCCUCGGAACCGGUGGUAUUUCAAUUACUGGCCUCAUCCUCGCCAAAGCAGCUGGCGCAACCACCAUUAUCACUUCGUCUUCCGACUCGAAGCUGGAAUACGUCAAGGAGACAUAUGGUCCUGACCACGUCAUUAACUAUAAGACGACCCCAAACUGGUCACAGGAAGUCUUGAAGAUCACAAAGGGCCGCGGUGCUGACUUCAUUUUUGAGAACGGUGGUGCCGGAACGAUUGCCGAGAGCAUCAACGCCGUGGCGUACGGCGGCUCCAUUGCCGUUAUCGGGUUCCUCGCAUCGUGCGAACAGAGCAAGAUGCCUGACGUUGCAGCACUCGUUUUGUCCAAGGGUGCUGUCGUGCGCGGCAUCAUGGUGGGCUCGAAGCAGCACUUGGAGGAAGUCAUGCGUUAUGUCGUAGCCCGUGAGUUGCAGGUCCCCGUCGAGAAGGAAUUCGCCUCUGGCAGAGACGAUGUCAUCGCCGCCUUUGAGUAUCUCACCAGCGGCACUCACAUCGGCAAGGUAUGCAUCCGUAUGUCUUGA
Molecule: messenger RNA, 1143 nt
Organism: Colletotrichum orchidophilum
Lineage: Eukaryota; Fungi; Ascomycota; Sordariomycetes; Glomerellales; Glomerellaceae
Exons: 2
Coding region: 1-1143 (380 amino acids)
Molecular function (GO): oxidoreductase activity
Source: RefSeq, a predicted model, not a curated record